AUGCGCACGUACGACGACACGUUCUCCGGACAGAGAAUCUACCCUGGAAAGGGUAAGCUCUACGUCCGCGGUGACUCCAAGAUCUUCCGUUUCCAGAACGGAAAGUCCGAGUCCCUCUUCCUCCAGCGCAAGAACCCCCGCCGCAUUGCCUGGACCGUCCUGUACCGUCGCCAGCACCGCAAGGGUAUCUCUGAGGAGGUCGCCAAGAAGCGCACCCGCCGCACCGUCAAGGCCCAGCGUGCCAUCGUCGGUGCCUCCCUCGAUGUGAUCAAGGAGAAGCGCUCCAUGCGCCCCGAGGCCCGCUCCGCCGCCCGCGCCGCCGCCAUCAAGGAGUCCAAGGACAAGAAGAACGCCGACGCCGCCGCCAAGAAGGCCGAGAAGGCCAAGACCGCCGCCGCCGGUGGCAAGAAGGGCCCCAUCGCCUCCAAGCAGGGCUCCAAGGGCGCCGCCCCCAAGGUCCAGGCCCGUACCCGUUAA
Messenger RNA from Colletotrichum tamarilloi, 477 nucleotides. Its product is annotated as 60S ribosomal protein L24. The record is from RefSeq and is a predicted model, not a curated record. Bases 1 to 477 code for a protein of 158 amino acids. Gene Ontology annotation, molecular function: structural constituent of ribosome; mRNA binding. Gene Ontology annotation, biological process: cytoplasmic translation. The transcript is spliced from 3 exons. Gene Ontology annotation, cellular component: cytosolic large ribosomal subunit. Lineage: Eukaryota; Fungi; Ascomycota; Sordariomycetes; Glomerellales; Glomerellaceae.